Molecule: messenger RNA, 840 nt
Organism: Neltuma alba
Lineage: Eukaryota; Viridiplantae; Streptophyta; Magnoliopsida; Fabales; Fabaceae
Product: putative disease resistance protein At5g05400
Exons: 1
Coding region: 1-840 (279 amino acids)
Molecular function (GO): ADP binding
Source: RefSeq, a predicted model, not a curated record
AUGGAGCCAAUCGUAGAGGAGGUGGCUACCCAUGCGGCCGAAUCAUUGGUAGAUAAAGCAAUGCAAGAACUCAAAUACUUGUGUCGUUACAAGACCUACGUUGACGACUUCGAAGAGGAGAAGACAAGUUUGAGUGCAAGAAGAAACACAGUGCGUAAAGAUAUUGAAGAUGCCAAGCACCGAAAUGAGAAUGAGGUUGAAGAUGAAGUUGAACUGUGGUUAGAAAGAGCCAAUGGUCUCAUAGGAGAAGACACAAAAGGAAAUAAGAAAUGUUUUGGUUUGGUCACUAACUGCUUUUGGCAGUACAAGCGAGGCAAGGAGCUGGAAGGGAAGACGCAAAGGAUUAAACAACUGAUGGAACAGAGUAACUUCGCUCGUGUUGCUCGUUCGACUGGGCUUCCAGGCAUCGAGUUCUAUUCUUCUUCAAAUUUUAUGACUUUUGAGGAUAGAAAGUUGAUCUCUGAGAAGCUGAAGGAGGCAUUGAAAGAUGACAACAAGUUUAUGAUUGGAUUGUAUGGGCUAGGUGGAACAGGGAAAACCACGAUGGCAAUAGAAGUAGGUAAAGAUGUGGCAUCAAAGUUGUUUGACAAAGUCAUCUUCAGUGUUGUCUCAAAGGAUGCAAACUUGAAAAAUAUUCGGGACAACAUUGCAAAACACUUAGAUUUGCCUUUACCUGAAGGAAAGAAUGAAUCUGAGCAAGCGCAAAAAUUAUGGAAAAGAAUAGCAGAAGGUGGAGAAAAGGUACUUAUAAUACUAGAUGACAUGUGGGAAAAGCUUACACUGCGAGAUAUAGGGAUUCCUCCGGGCUGCCAUGCAAGGGUCAUUGUGCUGUUUUGCUAA